CGUCUAGAGAAGGAAAAUGCCGAUUAAAUGCACUAUCCGUGGUAUAAAAGCCGUCUAGGACUGCCGCUUCAUCGCCCAGCGCUUAUAAACCGCUCUCGAUUUCCCCUUUUUUAAUCCGCGCAUUCGAUAAGGCAGCCAUGGCCGGCCGUUUUAUCCUGUCUCGGUAUCUCCGCAUCUUCCAUAAACAGGUAUCUGUGUGCUUCGUUAUAAUGUGGCUAGCGUGCCUCGAUAUAGGAUCUUUAGCGCAACAAGAGCCGUCUUCUCCUGGAGGACUCGUGAUCGACCCUGGCGCUCCGUUAAGCAGUGGCUCGAUAAAAGAAAAGCACCGUGGAAUCACGGCGAUCUCCGAGGACAUCAACGGUCGCGAUCUGAUCCCGAUCUACCUGGACGGCUCAGAUCCUUCCGUGAUCGAGAGCAUCGCAACGGGCGGCUGCAAAGGCGGGAAAUGCCCCGAAUUUCACAUUUGCGAGGGAUCCACUCCCUUCGGUAGCGGCUCCGGGAAAUUCGCUCUUUGCGAAAGCCGACCACUGAUGACGUCAGCAGCGGAUAAGGAGAUUAAAGACAUGCUGUUUAAUUUGCUGUCCGACGCUCCCUCCGUGUCCAAUUGCCUGGACGAUUCCGCCAUUGAGAAGCUCCGCGCGGAGGGAGCUUCCGCCGCGCCUCCGCCAUGGUUCCGCACAUGCCCUCCGCAAGCUUCCGCCGCUGGUGCCACCGGUGCUGCUGCUGCUGGGGCUGGGGAAUCGGGGAAGUUAGAAUCGUGCGUGCUGCCGCCUUAUCCGGGCCACGUCAUCAUGCUGCGCGACGUGUACGUGGAUCUGCACGGCCACGUGUUUAACAGCACGCACCGCUUCGUGUUCGGAGGGGGUCCACGUGGCGCUGACGUGUCGGGGAAAUCCGGGAUAGGCGCAGCGGAAACGGGGGAGGGUUUUAACAGCGAGUUCUCUUAUCCGAAGGGGACUACAGCGGUGGUUUACGAGCACGUGCUCCAUCUCUUCCCCCCCCAUAUAAGCACGCGCGCGCACGCCCAUGCAGCAGGCGCGGAGGGGAGUGAACGGGGGGAAGGGAGGGAGGCGAGGGGGGAGUCUGCGCAUGGGCGAGCGGCGACUUACAGAUGGAUGGUGGAGUGGUUACUUCCAGGACUCAUGGCGGUGCAUGACGCCAUGCCGAGCUUCGAACACUACCCCAUGCUGCUGCCAUACUCGCAGUUGCUGCGCCACAUGAGCCAUCAGCUGUUUGGGUUCGACCUCGCCUCUCGAGCGCUGCACCCGGCCCCACAGUACGGGCAAGGAGGGGGAGACGGCACGAGAGAGGCUCACCCCCUCUUUGUGCACUUCCUCUUUGUUCCCUCGUUCCUCGCCUGUUCCUCCCCCUCCCCUUCUCUCCUCCGCCUCGCCCGCGCCUGCCACUUCCUCCCCCCAGACGGCCUCCCCUCCUUCUCCGCCUCCUUCCAGCCCCGCUCCCCCCCGCCCCUCUUUCUCUCCGCGGAUGGGCUAGCAGGGGGGGAAGAGUGGCUGGUGGUGGUCGUGCGGACGGGGUUGGGGGGAGGGGGGGAGAGUGGGGGGACGGCGGGGGGAGCGGCAGGGGGAGGGGGAGGGGGGAUAGUGCGGGAGGAAGAGGAGAUAGAGAGGGUAAUUGUUGAGAGGUUUGGGGCGGAUAAAGUGGAGUCUUACCAGGGCCACAUGGGCCUGGAUGAAGUAAAAAAACUCUUCAACCGAGCUCGGCUCCUCAUCGGACCCUCCAGCCUCGCCCUCUCCUCCCUCCUCUUCCUGCCAUUCAAUGCUGCUCUGCUCGAACUCCUCCCCCCGCCUGCUCUCAAUGCCUCUACUCCUGGAGGAGCAGCAAGCGAUCCUGAGGGGUUUGGCUCCCUGGCAGCAGCUGCUGGUAUUGUGCGGUAUGCUGUCCCUUGCGAUUCAGUGGCAGCACCUGCAGCAAAACCCGACCCUUCGGAUUCGACUGGGGAAGGCGCAUCUGGUGGUGGCAUGUCGUGCAGGGUUCAUCUGGUGGAGGCUGCACUCGAAGAGAUCAUGAGCAUGCACUUCAGCGAUGUGAAAAGGACAGCAACAGCAACUGCAACAGCAGAUGAGACUGCAAAGGCAGCUGGCUCGUCUGCCUCUUCACUUCCCUCCCCCUCGACUGCAUCCCCAUCCCCACCACCACCAUCCCCCCCUUCCUCUCCCCCUCCUGCCACCCCUACACCUUCACCCCCCACAUCACCACCACCACCACCGCCAUCACCAGCAGCAGCAAUACCAGCACCACCGCCGCCAGCACCCCCAGCGGCAGCAGCAGCAACAAAACCCGCUCCUGUAGUGGCCCACCCCACCCGCAGCUCCCCCGGGUCAGAGAAGGACGAGGGGCCCCAGCCGUCCCCCUGGUAUGAGCUGAACGAGCAGCAGUGGGACCAGCACCGUGAGAGGAUCGCUGCUGCUGAUGGGGGCGCAGGGGCGUUUGACGCCCUGCUUUAUAACCUUACUGUGCCGCCUGAAAACGAGGAUGAGACAGGGGAAGGAGAGGGAGGAAGAGCGGGAGGAGCAGCAGGAGGAGGGGAUGGGGGAGGGGGGGUGAGUGAGGAGGGGAGUGGAGGCCAGAAGACGACAGGAAACUACCGCCCUCCUCCUUUUCCAGAUUACUCGGACCAUAUCCCUGGCACGCGGUUACACACCAAGCGGCAAGUGUUACUUUUCAACAAGUGGAUGGAGUGUGUUCUUAGGGAGGGGAGGUGGGUCUUCAAUGCCACACCUCGCACCCUCCCCUGGGAAUACACCGGAUUUAUGAACAUGUGUGAUCAUAAGCAGGUGGAGAAACGGAAGGGGAAGGCUGCUUGGGGGGCGGAUGAGCUGGUGCUUAAAGGGGUGAGUCCGGAUAAGUGGGCGGUAAGAGAAACACUUAAGUACGAGUACUUAGUUCCGGAGGAUAAGUGUGGGAAUGCUGUGCUUAAAAAGGCAGUGGAAGCAGAGCUGGGUGUGGAUGCUGCUGCUGCUGCUGCUGGUGAAAAGGAAGCAGCAGCAGAAGAUGAGGAGGUUCCUGUAUGGAGGAAAUUUGACGGGCUGGAUUUCUGCAAGCGGGCAGCUCGGGCAGCCGAAACAAGGCGCGACCGGCUUUGGAGCAACGGCACAUCUGCCCUGGCAGGCGAAAAGGCACCGGCAGCAGCAGGCGAGAGAUGGAUGGAUGAUCCUCGGAGGAUGCACAAGGGGUUCACAGUGUACAUCGUGGGAGACUCCCUACAGAAUCUCUUUGCAGCCACGUUUCUCAACCACAUGCUGUGGCACGUGCACAAGAGCGCGGCGUGGGUGCUCAACCGCACCAUCUGCUACCAGUGGGUGGAGCACCUCCCCCACGUGCACUGCCACAUGAACUUCUUUAACACCUCAGAGAGUGUCUGCCCCGGGGCGUUCGGUGGGGAUGCUGCUGCUGCUGGUGCUGGUGCAGCUGCAGCUGCUGGUGCUGCUGCUGGUGUUGCAGGUGCUGCUGGUGCUGCUGGUGCUGCUGGUGCUGCUGGUGCUGCUGGUGCUGCUGCCGGGGAUGUUGGCACGAAUGGCAGUAGCAGCAGUGACGCCGGCGCCUUUGCGAUGCAUUUCACUUCAAACCGGUGGCUCACAGUGGGAGACACUUUCGUGGCUAAGGAAAGCGUCCCUUGGUCCCAACACGGCGCGUUGGUCGAUGCUGAUGUGCUGUUGAUUAACCGAGGGGCACACUUUACUAAGGAUGACGCUUAUGUAAAAGACUUGCGGCGGGCGCUGCGAUUCGUCCGGAGAAACUUCCCUAAUAAGCUGAUUAUCUACAGGAACACUCCGCCGGGGCAUUUCAACUGCACCGAUAACCUGGGGCCUUUAUCGGAACGGCAGCCGGCUGAAAUAUUGCCGUUUAAUUGGGGCGGUUUUAUGCGGCAAAAUGAGCUGGCAAAACGGCUGGUGGCAGAGGCGGGGGGAAUUUACAUGGAUGUGGAGGGGGUUAUGGCUUUAAGGCCGGAUGGGCAUACCAGCUGGAUGGAGGAGACGCCUCGGGAUUGCCUGCAUUACUGUACUCCGGGGCCUAUGGAUUUUUAUGCGCAGUUUGUUUACAACAUAUUGCUCCAUUCUGUUCUGUAGAGCUGCUUUGGUGUCAUUUUUGCCUUUUUUGAUGAUGUGGUGAAGUAAUCCGAACGUUCCAC
Molecule: messenger RNA, 4150 nt
Organism: Closterium sp. NIES-67
Lineage: Eukaryota; Viridiplantae; Streptophyta; Zygnematophyceae; Desmidiales; Closteriaceae
Source: the annotation of a GenBank genome assembly